AUGCGUUCUUGUGAAGUGUCCAGACUAUUUUUUACAUUUACUUUCCUUUUGCAUUUUCUGUGCGUUCACACAGUGGACCCUCUGUUUCCAGUUGCAUCCAAAGUCACCAAAGUCGCCAAAUCUGCGCCUGCCGACGGCCAAAGAAGAGCAAAAUAUGGACAAGGUGUACUGGCAGCAUCACCGUCAUCUGGAGACAGACAGUCACAGCGGACGAUAAAGGAUUCAAUUGAGCCUCACGAUUACAUGAUCUCUAUCUAUAAGACUUUUUCUGCGGCUGAGAAACUGGGGCUUAACGCAAGUUUUUUCCGCUCAUCAAAAGCAGCAAACACCAUCACGAGUUUUGUGGACGAGGGUCAAGAUGACCUUUUGAACUCCCCUCUGUGGAGACAGAAGUACUUGUUUGAUGUAUCAACCCUUUCGGAAAAUACUGAGCUCCUGGGUGCUGAACUGAGGAUAUACACAAAGAUCUCUGGAACAUUCCGAGCAUCAGAAGUGGGCCCAGUGGAGAUUCAGCUUCUCUCCUGUCCAUCACACGUUGCCCUAGACUCCAAAACCUUGGAUCUGGAGGAAGCACAUAAGCCAAAAUGGGAGGUUUUUGAUGUAUGGGACAUUUUUAAAGAACGACACCUCUACUCUCAGGGCAUCCACUUCUGUUUAGAGCUCAAGGCAACACUAGAUAAUCCAGAGAGGGAAAUCGACUUGCAAUAUCUUGGAUUUCAUAGAUAUGGUCGUCCACCACUAAAGAAAGCCAUAUUGGUUGUUUUCACAAAGUCAAAAAAGAGGCAAAGCCUUUUUUAUGAAAAGAGGGAGAAGCUUAAACUGUGGGGUCUUGAUGACCCCCGAAAGAAGAAAAGACCUCGAUUGAAAUCCAGACGAAGACGGACAACUUUACCUAACCGACACGGCAAGAGGCACGGCAAAAAGUCCAAACCUAGAUGCAGCAAGAAGCCCUUGCAUGUGAACUUCAGGGAGCUGGGUUGGGAUGAUUGGGUUAUUGCUCCUUUAGACUACGAGGCCUACCACUGUGAGGGCAUCUGUGACUUUCCACUCCGAUCUCACCUGGAACCGACAAAUCAUGCCAUCAUACAAACCCUCAUGAACUCUAUGAACCCCAGCAAUAUGCCGCCCAGUUGCUGUGUCCCAUCAAAACUCAGCCCCAUCAGCAUCCUAUACAUCGAUGCAGGAAAUAAUGUUGUAUAUAAGCAGUAUGAGGACAUGGUAGUGGAGUCCUGUGGCUGUAGGUGA
Molecule: messenger RNA, 1245 nt
Organism: Xyrauchen texanus (razorback sucker)
Lineage: Eukaryota; Metazoa; Chordata; Actinopteri; Cypriniformes; Catostomidae
Product: growth/differentiation factor 6-B-like
Exons: 2
Coding region: 1-1245 (414 amino acids)
Biological process (GO): BMP signaling pathway; SMAD protein signal transduction
Cellular component (GO): extracellular region
Molecular function (GO): growth factor activity; cytokine activity
Source: RefSeq, a predicted model, not a curated record